AUGGCGCUGCGGCCGGGCCCCGGAGCUGGCGGCGGCGCUGGGGCCGCGGGAGGGGGCGGAGUAGCGGGGGUGGCCGGAGCCGGCAGCGCUGGGACCGCCGGCUUCAUGUUUCCUGUAGCAGGUGGUAUCGGCCCACCAGGUGGUAUGAUUCCUAUUCAACAGCAAGGGUUUCCGAUGGUAUCUGUCAUGCAAUCUAGUAUGCCAGGCAUGAUGGGAAUGAAUUACGGCUCUCAGAUGUCUCCUGGACCGAUGACCAUGCAGGGUGGCAUGCCCCUUGGGGCUAUGCAAGCAACUGGUAUGUCUUUUAUGGGACAGGCUUCUUUCUUAGGAAUGCGCCCAGCAGCUCCACAAUACACCCCCGACAUGCAGAAACAAUUUGCAGAAGAGCAACAAAAAAGGUUUGAACACCAGCAAAAAUUCUUAGAAGAAGAGAGAAAACGACGCCAGUUUGAAGAGCAGAAACAAAAGUUGAGGCUCCUGAGCAGUGUGAAACCAAAGACAGGUGAGAAGAGCAGAGAUGAUGCUUUGGAAGCUAUUAAGGGAAACUUAGAUGGGUUUUCAAGAGAUGCUAAAAUGCACCCCACUCCAGCAUCACAUCCAAAAAAACCAGAUCACCCUAUGCCAUCACAUUCUACUGUAUCUGUCUCCCAACCCUCUGCUUUUCUUGAUGAUGAAGAAUUUAGUGACUUUAUACAAGGGUCUGUUGAAACCCCACCAUUGGUGCCUCAGUCCUCUUUUCAGUCUUACCACCCUACCACCCAGGCUCGGCAACUGCUUUCAGAAAAGGCUCUAGUCAAACCUCUGCCUUCAGUCCAGAUUCCAGUAUCUUCCAUCCUGCACGAUACCAUUGGGCAGGUUCCUUAUUUCUCUACCUCUACAUCUUCGCACAAAACCCAUAAAACAGGCCAUUCCUUGGAGGACUCGCUCUUAAUUUAUGAUUUAAGUGCAUCUGGACAGGAGCAAACCAAACUUAAAACAUCUGAAAUUGAGCAUAAAGCCUCAGCCGCAAGCCAAGUUCAUCCCAGUGUAACCGUGAAUAACGGGAAUGCUGUAGGUGGACUUGUAAGUGGUACAACCGCUGCAGAGGUGUACAAGGCUUCACAACAAAACAUAGCAGUUGAAGAGUGUGGUGUUGGAGUAUUCCCUUCCCAAGAUCCAAUCCAGCAAAUGAUGCCACCUUGGAUUUACAAUGAAAGCUUGGCUCCAGAUUUGUAUAAGAAAAUUUUAGAAACCACUAUGACUCCUGCUGGAAUAGAUACUGCUAAACUGUAUCCCAUUCUGAUGUCAUCUGGACUUCCCAGGGAGACCCUUGGACAAAUAUGGGCCUUAACCAAUCGUACCACACCUGGAAAACUUACCAAAGAAGAGCUUUAUACUGUCCUGGCUAUGAUAGCAGUAACUCAGAGAGGAAUACCUGCAGUGAGUCCUGAUGUUUUAAACCAAUUUCCAACUGCUCCUGUCCCUACUUUAAGUGGAUAUCCAAUUUCAUUGCCUGCCACAGUGAAUCAACAGCCUAUGAGGCCCUCUGGACCACCAGUCUCCAUGCCUCUUAAUAUUGGACAGGCAGUCAUAGGAGUGAACAUAACUCCACCAGUGGGUGGAGCUGCAGCACAGGUUUCUAGUGGUUUCAUGCCAUCUUACCCCACAAACCAGGUAGUUAAACCAGAAGAUGAUGACUUCCAGGAUUUUCAGGAUGCUUCAAAGUCUGGCUCACUCGACGAAUCUUUCUCUGAUUUCCAAGGGGAGGGACCUGGAUCCUCCAAAGCAACCAGUUCUCAGCACCGGAGCAGUGUUCCUCCUUUGCUGAUUCCACUCCCUGGCACUAAAACACCUUCCUCAACGGAUAAAUAUGCUGUGUUUAAAGGAAUUGCAGUUGAAAAGCCUUCUGAAAGUGCAGCUAUGUUUGGAGAUUAUGGAGACAAAUACAGUGCUUUCCGAGAGUUAGAACAACCAUCAGAGAGUAAAUACUUAGGAGAUAGCUUUGCAGAAUUCAAAUCUGCAGGAACCGAUGAUGAUUUCACAGAUUUUAAAACCGCUGACAGCAUCUCGCCACUAGACCCACCUACAAAAGAGAGAACUUUCCCUGCAUCCUUCCCCUCUCUACCUGCACAGCUAAAACAACAAACACAAGCAAAAACCUCUCUGAAUCUGGCAGACCUAGAUCUCUUUUCCUCCACUGGAGAGAACAAACAACUUUCAUUUCCAGCUGCAUUUAGUUCAUCAAAAUCAACCUCUUUCCCUGCACCACCACCUUCAACAUCUGCUGCUGCUCCUCCACCAGCACCCAGUAAAAGCUCGAGCUUGGCUGACGACUUUGGAGAAUUCAACCUUUUUGGGGGAUUGUCUAAUUGUGUAUCAGUUGGGGGACAAGAUGACUUUGCAGAUUUUAUGGCUUUCAAUAAUAGCAGUGGCUUUUCUGAACAAAAAAUGGAUGACAAAUACAAAGCUGUUAAGCAAGAGGCCAGUCCUGUUCCUGCAACUGGCUCCUCUCUCAGUGCAAUGAAAAGUGGGCAGAAUUCUGCCGCUGCUGCUCCCACCAAAUAUGAUAUCUUUAAACAGCUUUCUCUGGAGGGCUCUGGAACAGGUGUUGAGGAAAUGAAAGAAAGCUCCCCUUCAGUGAAAAGUGAUGAUGACUUUUCCGACUUCCACUCUAACAAGUUUUCUUCUAUGAGUAGUAACAUGGAUAAAUCCCUGGUAGACAAAGUGGCAGCUUUCAAGCAUGCCAAGGAAGACUCUGCUUCUGUCAAGUCUCUGGAUCUCCCCUCCAUCGGGGGCAGCAGUGUCGGCAAGGAGGAUUCUGAAGAUGCGCUCUCUGUUCAGUUUGACAUGAAACUGGCCGAUGUGGGAGGAGAUCUUAAGCAUGUCAUGUCUGAUAGCUCUUUGGAUUUGCCAACAGUUAGUGGCCAGCAUCCACCAGCAGCAGAUGACUUAAAAUGUGCUCCCUUUGGAAACUAUAACAGUGGCUCUGCAGUAAGCAGCCUUGCAAGCUAUGACUGGUCUGACACAGAAGACAUUCAUCAGAGCAGGAAGCUCUCUUCCUUUGUCCUUUCUUCAGGAAGUGGAGCCUCUUCAGCUACUUCAGUUCUUCAGAAGAAGGAGACUUUGUUUGGCAGUUCAGAAAACAUUACCAUGACAACAGUUUCCAAAGUGACAACCUUUUCUACUGAGGAUGUUCUACAGGAUGUUAAAUUUGCAGCCUUCGCGAACUUUAAAGAUCCUGGUCCCAGGUCCAGCUGUCAAAGUGAUGAUGAGAUUGAAGGCUUCGGAGAGUUCUCAAGACCUUUGUCAGAAGCAAAGGAGUCAGCAACAGCUGACACGAGCCCAGAGCUUGACUUAGCUGCUGAUGGUAUCUUACCUGAAAUGGCAAAAGAAUGCAUGGAUGACUUCGGAGAAUUCCAAAGCGAAAAGCUAAAAAUCAGCAAAUUUGACUUCCUGGUGGCAACUUCGCAAGGCAAGAUGAAAUCUAGUGAAGAAAUGAUCAAGAGUGAGCUUGCUACCUUUGACCUCUCUGUUCAAGGGUCUCACAAAAGGAGCUUCAGUCUGGGUGACAGAGAAAUAAGCCGUACCUCUCCUUCACCAGCUUUGGAGCAACCGUUUAGAGAUCGCUCCAAUACUCUGAGUGAGAAGCCUGCUUUGCCUGUCAUCAGAGACAAAUAUAAAGAUCUAACUGGGGAGGUAGAGGAAAGCGAGAGGUAUGCAUAUGAGUGGCAGAGAUGUUUGGAAAGUGCCCUACAAGUCAUUAAGAAGGCAAAUGAUACCCUAAAUGGAAUCAGUAGUUCAUCUGUUUGCACUGAAGUAAUCCAGUCAGCACAAGGCAUGGAAUAUUUAUUGGGGGUUGUUGAGGUCUAUAGAGUAACAAAACGAGUUGAACUGGGUAUCAAGGCCACCGCAGUGUGUAGUGAGAAACUCCAACAGCUGCUAAAGGACAUCGAUAAAGUAUGGAACAACCUAAUAAGCUUCAUGUCACUUGCAGCUUUAACGCCAGAUGAAAACUCAUUGGAUUUCUCUUCUUGUAUGCUGCGUCCGGGGAUUAAAAAUGCCCAAGACCUCGCCUGUGGGGUGUGCCUCUUGAAUGUGGAUUCUAGAAGUAAAAAAGAAGAGAAACCUGUGGAAGAGCAUCCUAGAAAAGCUUUUAAUUCAGAAACAGAUCAUUUCAAACUGGCUUAUGGAGGGCACCAGUACCAUGCAAGCUGUGCAAACUUCUGGAUCAACUGUGUGGAGCCGAAACCUCCAGGCCUCAUUUUGCCAGACCUGCUUUGAAAGGACUUAUGCUGAAGGAGGGAUCACGUCAGUCAAUGACAAGACAUGGUCUUGAUGGUGGUGAUGUAGGGGAAUAAACACUGAAGGCUUUUUUGGGCAGUGGUUAGAGUAGUGAAAUGUUCAUUUCUGCAUUUCUUCUGUACUGCAAUGGGUCAAAACCACUCUCUCAUACGAGUUCCCAUGAAGAAUUUCACUGGAAGGUUCAAGCCAUCAUUGAGGUUUUCAGAAAUAAUCAGAGAAUUUUGCUCUGUGGCAUUUCAAUCUCUCUCUCAAGCUGAAACUGGUGAGCACUUUUUGAGAUGUAGCAACUCACUGUGGUAAUCAAGGUAAAUUGACGCAUGAGUGGAAUAGGUCUUACCGUUUCAAGAAAGAGAUGAAAUACUAGGCUGUGUGCAUUUAAACUGGAACGGCCUCUUAACCAAAUGCGUGAAAUGUGUAUUUGCUAACUGUUCUUUCCUCUAAUUUUAAUUUAUGAAACCAGAGUGGUGUGUUUUCUUCGAUAUUUGCUCCUACAGUAUUACAAUGCACAAGAAGUGACAGUAAUGUUCAAGGAGAAAUAAGUUAUUGACCUAGAAGGAAUUGGAUUGUUAGGUUGCAAUGAGCCAUUGUUUAUUUAUAGAAUUAUUGUUCUGUAUUACAGAAUACAUUUUAUUCAUACAUUUAGUGGCUUAGUAUUGGGAGAAGAAACUGGGAUAAAAAUCAUUGUAUCUAAAUUUUUCGUACCAUAUCUUUAGGCUUCAGUACAGGCAGCUGGAUUUUAAAACUUGCAGUCUCUUCUACUUUGAUGUAAAUACUAGACCAACCCUUUUCCCCUUUAUUGGACUUGUCCCACAACUGCAGAUUUAAGGGGAUAUAUUUUCAAAAUGAUGUAUUAUGCAUUUAGCCCUCUGCGCUUUAUUUUGUAAUUAUAUAACUAAGUUACUGUACAUCAUGUUGAAAAUCAUACCCUACUAAUAUCAAAUGCUCACUCCUGUAUAUUUCACUACACAUUUAUAGUGUAUAAAAAUGCUUUUCUUGAUGGGACUCCUAUGCAUAUCUCAUGCAAUUUAAUGUUGUCCAUCAAGGCUUGCUUUUUCCCAGACUGCCAGAACUGAUGGCACUGGUUGCCUUUGAGUUCAUAGUUCAGACAGAUAUUAGCUUUUUCAUGCUGGAAUUCGAGAUUUCCCAGCAGACUGCACAAAUGCGAAAUACAUGGGCGCUUUUGGCCAGGGCUGCUGUCUGGAUAGUAAGUGAUUAAUGUAUCAGGCUAUGACAUGAUGUUACUCACAAAUCUAGAUGUAGAAGAUUCUUUCUUUAGAUACAACAUCCAGGUGACAGUGCAGAAUACAAAAGUAAAAUAAGUUUACUGUGAAGACAACUUCCCAGUUCAGAAAGAACAUAACAGUGCUUGAACUUCUGAAUUACUCAUUGCUUUACAGAAUUUUUAAUCCAAUGGAAAUGUGCUUUUGUUUCAAAAGGGCCUUACCACUAUAUGGCCUCUUAGUUUUGACUCUGAGGUAAGCAAGAGUUGCGUUUGUUUCCUCGGUAUAACUGAUGAUUUCAUCGUUCAUUGAUUUAUUGUAGUUUCUCAAGAAGACCUUGAGAGAAGCUUCCUUCUUUCCAAGAUGUCAACAGCUGUCAAAGCAAGCCUUGUCUCUGUUCUAAGUAAAUAGCUAAUAUUGACCUGUGGUUUUGAUUUCCUGUGAACAAAAUUGCAUAGGGGAUAAAAAUAAUGGUUUGUAUAAAAGAUUAGUUCUAUUAACAGAUUAAUAUACGCCAAAUGAAAGAGAUCUCGGCUAAUAAGAAUGCUCGGUGAAUGACCCUUAUUUACGUGAAUUAAAUUUAAAAUAGAUCUUCCUAGUCUCAGAAACCUGCUUACUGAUCUAAUAAGUAACAUACUGCGCCUCCUGGAAUCAGACCCAAGCUAAUCAAGUGGCAGCUUUUCAAUAACAAAGUGUAUCGAAGCAAGCUGAUUUCUGUUUGGCUGGCCACUAUUUUACUUACCAGUUGUGUUGUAUAAGUGCAAUAGACCUCAGAACAGCUCAUUGUGACAAGAUAAUUUUCUCCCUCGUCAAAUGCUGUACAGGGACAAGGGAAGCUUUUUAUUAGCAUGGGCUUCCUCCGCGGCUCUUCUUCUGUUUUCAGUUUUAAGAGCAUGGCCCAAGCUAAAGUAGCUACAGUGUGGAAACUCUACAGCAAACUUGUAUUUCAAAUACAGUACUGGUCAUUGCACUGUGGCAAAAGUCGAUUCUAAUUAUGUUCUUUUUUUAAUGUACCCGCUUGUUAAGCAAAUAUGUUAUCUCUGUUAGAAGUAUCCAGCAUGUCUUUGGCACAUAAAUAGGGGGAAAGGGCAUAUAUGAGUAUAAAUACAGUUGAGCUUAUUGGAGUAUGGCACUACUAGUCCCCUGCUCUGUACAGAAUGGGAAAGCAGCAGCAGUGUUACAGUGAUCAUGUCAAGCAAAAGGGCAUUUUUCUAAACACCUUCAAAGGGUUCUCAUGACGUGAAUGUUUUUACAUUUAGAUACCACAAGAAGGAUCAUUCCACUUACGUAUCCUAGUCAUUAAAAUGACUCAGAAUUGCAUUCAGCUUCUGAGCUAUUGUACUGUUAGCCAAGGGCCCAGUGUCCUUGGAAACUGUAUCCAAGGUUACAAUAUUUUCUACACUGGAUUGUGUCGGACCACUUUACCUUGCUUUAAUUGAGCAUAGGUUAACACACACACUGAGACUUUUUGUCUCGGCCUAUGGUGUUUUAGAACUGUAAAUGAAUUUCUUUUUGGAUGUCGUCUGUUUCAUUAUCAAAAUUUGUGAACAUGAAUAUUUUUAAUGUACAUAUUCUCUGGAUUUGCCUUGAGAUUGCCUAAGGAAAAUUAUUUUUAUUUGUUUUUUUUGUGUGUAUCUUGAUUUUUAACAGGUUAUUUUCUUGGUUAAUUUAAUUUUUUUUCCUAUAUUGUACUCCAUAGGUUCCUAAUGGUGCAGUUUGUCUAAACUUCUCAGUUGAAAUAUACUAAAGUAAUCUUUCCUUCCAGUACUUACAGGCAUUAGGGACAAAUCAAACUAUAUCAAGAUCUCUCUUGAUAAAUUGGUUGUCAUGUGACUUUUUAAAUACCCCAGCAAUCUUUCCGACCUCUCUGUUAUAAAGUUUUUUUAAUUUGUUACAUGUGAAUUAUUACAUUCUGCACUUGAACAUUCCUGUGAAUUUUCAGCCCCAGCUGCAGUUUGUUUUUACUUAAGUUUAUUUUGAACUAAAUUGAGUAGCACUUUCUUGGAAAACCAUGUCAAAUGUGAAAUUACGAUGAAGUACAGCCUAAGAAAAGGAAACUUGUGAAAACCCAAGAAAUAUACUCUUUCCUACUUAGUUACAUGUUAAAUUAAUAAGACCUGGAACAAAGAGGAUGCCUUUUCAAUUAAAGCUGCUAUUGUACAACUACUUUUUUCUUAAAUAUCUUUUGCUCUCUGGGCCUUUAUUUAAUUCUGAUUCUCAAUGUUAAAAUGUAAAUGAAAUAGUUGUGUUUCUUCCUGCAUUUGGGUGAAUAUACAUUUCCCUUGUGUAGAUGGCUUUGUGAUUAGUGUAGCAGUGGAUCCUCUUGUUUUAAUUUGUGAUGUGCUGGAGUAGUUGCUGGUAUUUUAAACCUGGUAAGAAUAGUUUUUAUUAUUUUACCUUUUAAUAUAUUAUUUACUUCACAUAUUCUUGCAACAGUUUAUAAAUACUUUGUUGAAUCUCAAUGAAAUGUUGAUCUCAAUAAAGACCUCUUUAUUUAUGACAAA
Molecule: messenger RNA, 8005 nt
Organism: Gopherus evgoodei (Goodes thornscrub tortoise)
Lineage: Eukaryota; Metazoa; Chordata; Testudines; Testudinidae
Gene: SYNRG
Product: synergin gamma
Exons: 23
Coding region: 1-4260 (1419 amino acids)
Cellular component (GO): clathrin coat of trans-Golgi network vesicle
Molecular function (GO): protein binding
Source: RefSeq, a predicted model, not a curated record